Molecule: messenger RNA, 6071 nt
Organism: Pan troglodytes (chimpanzee)
Lineage: Eukaryota; Metazoa; Chordata; Mammalia; Primates; Hominidae
Gene: ATP8A2
Product: ATPase phospholipid transporting 8A2
Exons: 37
Coding region: 90-3656 (1188 amino acids)
Biological process (GO): neuron development; phospholipid translocation
Cellular component (GO): plasma membrane; trans-Golgi network
Molecular function (GO): ATPase-coupled intramembrane lipid carrier activity; ATP binding; ATP hydrolysis activity
Source: RefSeq, a predicted model, not a curated record
CAUGGCCCUCGGGCCGCGGCCCCUGCGCCCAGCCCUGCGCGUAGCCUCCGUCUCUCGCCCGGGGCCGCCGAGCCCCCGACACGGGCGAGAUGCUGAACGGCGCAGGCCUGGACAAAGCUCUUAAGAUGUCCCUGCCGCGGAGGUCGAGGAUCCGCUCGUCCGUGGGACCUGUUCGUUCUUCUUUGGGCUAUAAGAAGGCAGAGGAUGAGAUGUCCCGGGCCACGUCUGUUGGAGACCAGCUGGAGGCACCCGCCCGCACCAUUUACCUCAACCAACCGCAUCUCAACAAAUUCCGCGACAACCAGAUCAGUACGGCCAAGUACAGCGUGUUGACAUUUCUACCUCGAUUCUUGUAUGAGCAGAUUAGAAGAGCUGCUAAUGCCUUCUUUCUCUUCAUUGCCUUAUUACAGCAAAUUCCAGAUGUAUCUCCAACAGGAAGAUAUACCACCCUGGUGCCAUUGAUCAUUAUUUUAACAAUUGCAGGCAUCAAAGAGAUUGUAGAAGAUUUUAAGCGACACAAGGCAGACAAUGCAGUUAACAAAAAGAAAACAAUAGUGUUAAGAAAUGGUAUGUGGCAUACCAUUAUGUGGAAAGAGGUGGCAGUGGGAGACAUUGUGAAGGUCGUCAAUGGGCAGUAUCUUCCAGCAGAUGUGGUCCUGCUGUCAUCCAGUGAACCUCAGGCAAUGUGUUAUGUUGAAACAGCUAAUCUGGAUGGGGAGACGAACCUUAAAAUACGUCAGGGUUUGAGUCACACUGCUGACAUGCAAACACGUGAAGUUCUGAUGAAGUUAUCUGGAACUAUAGAGUGUGAAGGGCCCAACCGCCACCUCUAUGACUUCACUGGAAACUUGAACUUAGAUGGGAAAAGCCUUGUUGCCCUUGGGCCUGACCAGAUCUUAUUAAGAGGUACACAGCUUAGAAAUACUCAGUGGGUCUUUGGCAUAGUUGUUUAUACUGGACACGACACCAAACUCAUGCAGAAUUCAACCAAAGCGCCUCUCAAGAGAUCAAAUGUUGAGAAGGUGACUAACGUGCAGAUCCUGGUGUUGUUUGGCAUCCUCUUGGUCAUGGCCUUGGUGAGCUCGGCGGGGGCCCUGUACUGGAACAGGUCUCAUGGUGAAAAGAACUGGUACAUCAAGAAGAUGGACACCACCUCAGAUAAUUUUGGAUACAACCUGCUGACGUUCAUCAUCUUAUACAACAAUCUUAUUCCCAUCAGUCUGUUGGUGACUCUUGAGGUUGUGAAGUAUACUCAAGCCCUUUUCAUAAACUGGGACACAGAUAUGUAUUAUAUAGGAAAUGACACUCCUGCCAUGGCCAGGACAUCAAACCUUAAUGAAGAGCUUGGGCAGGUGAAAUAUCUCUUUUCUGACAAGACUGGAACGCUUACAUGCAAUAUCAUGAACUUUAAGAAGUGCAGCAUUGCCGGAGUAACCUAUGGUCACUUCCCAGAAUUGGCAAGAGAGCCGUCUUCAGAUGACUUCUGUCGGAUGCCUCCUCCCUGUAGUGAUUCCUGUGACUUUGAUGACCCCAGGCUGUUGAAGAACAUUGAGGAUCGCCAUCCCACAGCCCCUUGCAUUCAGGAGUUCCUCACCCUUCUGGCCGUGUGCCACACGGUUGUUCCUGAGAAGGAUGGAGAUAACAUCAUCUACCAGGCCUCUUCCCCAGAUGAAGCUGCUUUGGUGAAAGGAGCUAAAAAGCUGGGCUUUGUCUUCACAGCCAGAACACCAUUCUCAGUCAUCAUAGAAGCGAUGGGACAGGAACAAACAUUCGGAAUCCUUAAUGUCCUGGAAUUUUCUAGUGACAGAAAAAGAAUGUCUGUAAUUGUUCGAACUCCUUCAGGACGACUUCGGCUUUACUGUAAAGGGGCUGAUAAUGUGAUUUUUGAGAGACUUUCAAAAGACUCAAAAUAUAUGGAGGAAACAUUAUGCCAUCUGGAAUACUUUGCCACGGAAGGCUUGCGGACUCUCUGUGUGGCUUAUGCUGAUCUCUCUGAGAAUGAGUAUGAGGAGUGGCUGAAAGUCUAUCAGGAAGCCAGCACCAUAUUGAAGGACAGAGCUCAACGGUUGGAAGAGUGUUACGAGAUCAUUGAGAAGAAUUUGCUGCUACUUGGAGCCACAGCCAUAGAAGAUCGCCUUCAAGCAGGAGUUCCAGAAACCAUCGCAACACUGUUGAAGGCAGAAAUUAAAAUAUGGGUGUUGACAGGAGACAAACAAGAAACUGCGAUUAAUAUAGGGUAUUCCUGCCGAUUGGUAUCGCAGAAUAUGGCCCUUAUCCUAUUGAAGGAGGACUCUUUGGAUGCCACAAGGGCAGCCAUUACUCAGCACUGCACUGACCUUGGGAAUUUGCUGGGCAAGGAAAAUGACGUGGCCCUCAUCAUCGAUGGCCACACCCUGAAGUACGCGCUCUCCUUCGAAGUCCGGAGGAGUUUCCUGGAUUUGGCACUCUCGUGCAAAGCGGUCAUAUGCUGCAGAGUGUCUCCUCUGCAGAAGUCUGAGAUAGUGGAUGUGGUGAAGAAGCGGGUGAAGGCCAUCACCCUCGCCAUCGGAGACGGCGCCAACGAUGUCGGGAUGAUCCAGACAGCCCACGUGGGUGUGGGAAUCAGUGGGAAUGAAGGCAUGCAGGCCACCAACAACUCGGAUUACGCCAUCGCACAGUUUUCCUACUUAGAGAAGCUUCUGUUGGUUCAUGGAGCCUGGAGCUACAACCGGGUGACCAAGUGCAUCUUGUACUGCUUCUAUAAGAACGUGGUCCUGUAUAUUAUUGAGCUUUGGUUCGCCUUUGUUAAUGGAUUUUCUGGGCAGAUUUUAUUUGAACGUUGGUGCAUCGGCCUGUACAAUGUGAUUUUCACCGCUUUGCCGCCCUUCACUCUGGGAAUCUUUGAGAGGUCUUGCACUCAGGAGAGCAUGCUCAGGUUUCCCCAGCUCUACAAAAUCACCCAGAAUGGCGAAGGCUUCAACACAAAGGUUUUCUGGGGUCACUGCAUCAACGCCUUGGUCCACUCCCUCAUCCUCUUCUGGUUUCCCAUGAAAGCUCUGGAGCAUGAUACUGUGUUGACAAGUGGUCAUGCUACCGACUAUUUAUUUGUUGGAAAUAUUGUUUACACAUAUGUUGUUGUUACUGUUUGUCUGAAAGCUGGUUUGGAGACCACAGCUUGGACUAAAUUCAGUCAUCUGGCUGUCUGGGGAAGCAUGCUGACCUGGCUGGUGUUUUUUGGCAUCUACUCGACCAUCUGGCCCACCAUUCCCAUUGCUCCAGAUAUGAGAGGACAGGCAACUAUGGUCCUGAGCUCCGCACACUUCUGGUUGGGAUUAUUUCUGGUUCCUACUGCCUGUUUGAUUGAAGAUGUGGCAUGGAGAGCAGCCAAGCACACCUGCAAAAAGACAUUGCUGGAGGAGGUGCAGGAGCUGGAAACCAAGUCUCGAGUCCUGGGAAAAGCGGUGCUGCGGGAUAGCAAUGGAAAGAGGCUGAACGAGCGCGACCGCCUGAUCAAGAGGCUGGGCCGGAAGACGCCCCCGACGCUGUUCCGGGGCAGCUCCCUGCAGCAGGGCGUCCCGCAUGGGUAUGCUUUUUCUCAAGAAGAACACGGAGCUGUGAGUCAGGAAGAAGUCAUCCGUGCUUAUGACACCACCAAAAAGAAAUCCAGGAAGAAAUAAGACAUGAAUUUUCCUGACUGAUCUUGGGAAAGAGAUUCAGUUUGUUGCACCCAGUGUUAACACAUCUUUGUCAGAAAAGACUGGCGUCAGCAGCCAAAACACCAGGAAACACAUUUCUGUGGCCUUAGCCAAGCAGUUUGUUAGUUACAUAUUCCCUCGCAAACCUGGAGUGCAGACCGCAGGGGAAGCUAUCUUUGCCCUCCCAACUCGUCUGCAGUGCUUAGCCUAACUUUUGUUUAUGUCGUUAUGAAGCAUUCAACUGUGCUCUGUGAGGUGUGAAAUUAAAAACAUUAUGUUUCACCAAUAUUUAAACAUCAGUACUAGUUGUCCUGGGAGAAAGGGAAAGGAGUUUUAUGUUGCGUGAGAGGCCCAUCCUGUGUAAUUGGAGCAGGACACACUUGCUUCCUGUUGAGUUAACUCACAGGUUAAGUCCAACGGGCCACAUGCAGACUUCACUGUAGGCAGGUUGCUCUCCUGCUUUGAUUCCUGUUUUGUGUGUAAAAUUGGCAUAAACUUCUUGAUUGCAGUGAAAUCACAAAAUUCUAUAUCGGGGUGGUCAACCUGAGAACAUUUAUUUGAACCUCUUAGCCACAUUUCCAGCAGGGCAAACCAACUGAUGCCCUGGCAGAGUCUUCCGCACCCUCUCCAGGUGCACUCGGCCCAGUCCUGCCGCCGUGUCCAGGCGCCCCUCACCCCCACACCUGCUGCAUGGCUGGCCACACCACUCAGUGCAUGGCGGCUGAUGGGCAGCCAACCCAAACCCGCGCCUUUCCUUGUUCCACUGCAGACUCAGAUACAGAUGCGAAAAAUUCUUUCUUCCACCGCCCUUCUCGUUCUGUAAAGAAAGAAAAGAAACAUAGCCUUUCUGCAUAUAUUCUAAACGUCUCUCUGCCUCUGUCUGACAUGGGGCCACCCCACAGGUCAGAGUGGUGGUAGAACCCCUUCAGGACUCCCAGCCGUGGUCAGGCUCUGAAUACUCCCUUCCCAACAUCCAGACUGCUGGGCCUUUGGCAUCCACUUACAUUAGAACCCAUGCUUGUUUCAGAGCACAUUUUGGACUUUCACUGUUGGGAAAUGAAUGAAUUUAUAACAUGCCUGCACAGCGAAGGAACACACCUGUCGCUCUUAGCUCUAGAGUCAGAGGAUGAGUAAACCCAGAUGCAAGAGUAUAGGACAUUGAGUGGGGAGAACAAGAUGACCACAGAAGUCCUCAGAAGGAGAAGGAAGGACACGGAGACACUGAGAGGAGGACACAGAGGAAUCGCCACCAGAUCGUUGCAGUAGAAACUCUGAAAUAAGCCUUGAGACCCAGACAAUUGUCAUGAUCAGCCCAGCGUGUAUGAGAGUUUAAACAAGACCUUCACACACAGUUCUAAUUGAAAAGAAUUCCAAACAUUUCAGGGAAACACCUUUUUAAAAAAUAUACUGACAUGGUUUCCUUUCUGUAUCCCAUCAGUGUUAGACACAGGUACCUAUCAGAAUAUGGCAUAUCCUGAAUUAUCUAAGACAAGGAAGUGAAGAACGGAAUCACUGACUUUCCCAACUGCAGAGUCCCACACUUAAAUCUCAACAGAACCUAGAUGUCUUCAGGCAUGAAUGUGAGCACCUGGAGCCCUUACUAAACAACCUGCCUGGAGCCCUGUUCUCUGCUCUGGUUGCCAAACCAGAUUUUUGGAUGGCCUAAAUACUUGUGGGCAACUGUUAACUGGUGAAAAAUGGGAGUUGAGAGCAUGUUUUGGAUUUUCACUGUGGGGAAAUGAAUGAAUUUAUCACAUGACUGUGCAGCGAAGGAGCACACCUGUCACUCUUAGCUCUAGAGUCAGAGGAUGAGUCAACCCUGUAGGGAUUGACUCAUCCUAAUUGUGCUAAGUUAGGAAAUAACACUUUAGUGCACUUUGCUUCCUAACCCUUUUUUGUCAGAAAUCUACAACUUACUGGGCAUGGAAAUAAUAAUUUAAAAUAUGAUUUGCAUUGAUUAAGAAAACUCAUCCUCACUUAUGAGGUGACCAGGAUGCAGAGAGGGCCUGAGGGGCAGCAGAACAAUGCAAUUCACAGGUGAGGCUCCAAAAAGGGCCAUUUCUUUCUCCCCAAGGUGCACAGAACAUUUUUAAAUAUCAGAGUACCCAGCAAGACGGAAGGACUGUCAUGCAGGAACUAUAACACAAAAUGUGCCUAUGACUAACACGACAAACCAAGGUGUAUGGUUUCUUUGCACACCCAGAAAGGUGAUGGCCAAAAUACAGAGGAGAAACGAAAACUGGAAUUGAAUGUGCAUUAGGCAUCUUAACUAUUCAUAGUUUGUUUCAUUUGGGAACUAAGCCUAUUUGGAAAGAGUGGAUUAGAAAUUGAAUUAUUUGUCAAACAGUUAGCUGUGUCUUGAACUUGAAGCCUUCCAAAUCAGAAUUAUGUAUUUAA